CAUAAUGUUCUGUGCCAGGGGGAGAAGCGGACUGGGUUGUUACAGCUGAUGAGUUCGACCGACUGAGCUGCUGCAGAAAAAGGCAAACUGCUUCAAAAUGAGUUUCAACACAGUGACGAUGGUGACAGCUCUCCUUGCUUUCCCUUUGACUCCUUCCUUAGCCACACAAGUGGGCCUGAGUGAGAAAGUCCUGGUCUUCCCCUAUGAGACGGACUUCAGCUUCGUGGCCCUGAUUCCCCAGAAGGAGAUGAGUCUCAGAGCCUUCACGCUCUGUAUGCGUGUUGCCACAGAACUGCCGGAGGAGCGGCAGAUCAUCCUGUUUGCCUAUCGCACAGUCGACUACGAUGAACUCAACGUGUGGCGUGAAAAAGAUGGCCGUGUCUCUUUCUACCUGAGCGGCGACGGCGUCUUCUUUCACCUGCCACCGCUCGGCACCUUCCGCACCAGCCUCUGCCUCACCUGGGAGUCUCGCACAGGUCUUGCUGCAUUCUGGUUGGAAGGGAAGCGCAGCACAUACCAGGUGUACAAACCAGGUCACAGCAUUCGUCCGAAGGGUACCGUCCUGCUGGGCCAGGACCCGGACAGACACCUGGGAGGACUGGAGGCCAUCCAAAGCUUUGUUGGGGAGAUGACUGACGUGAACAUGUGGGACUCUGUUCUUUCUAGAAGCAUGAUCCAGGCCUGGCACUACGGGCAUAAAGUUCCCAAGGGAAACAUUUUCGACUGGGCCACCAUUGAGUAUGAGCUGAGCGGGAACGUGUUGGUGGUGGAUGAUGACUGACUCGAUGAGGUGGUUCCAUCAGACAGAGGGCAAACUGUAGAAGUGAGUUCUGGACUGGUAGCUCUUGUCUUUCUUAGCCUUACAGCUUGCCAGACUCUGUUUUUGUGAUGCUUCUUUUCUUGUGUUUGUCUUCCAUCAUCUUGACUCAAUGCCCUCAUACUUUGCUACAGCACAAUACCCCAAUACAAGAUCCACAAAUACUACUACCAGAGACCCACUAAUACAUUCUCAAAAUGGAUUUGGUAAUUUUGAGAACAAACAACACAAUAUAAAAGAUUUGUAAACUUUAAUCGAACUUUCUGCUCAUUGAUUCCCAAUUAAAGUUCUUAAAGGAGAAUUCCGGUUUUUAACACUUUUAGCCCAUUUUCUGUAGUGUCCAGGAUGAAAUCGAAUG
Molecule: messenger RNA, 1175 nt
Organism: Cyprinodon variegatus (sheepshead minnow)
Lineage: Eukaryota; Metazoa; Chordata; Actinopteri; Cyprinodontiformes; Cyprinodontidae
Gene: crp1
Product: pentraxin fusion protein-like
Exons: 3
Coding region: 98-781 (227 amino acids)
Source: RefSeq, a predicted model, not a curated record